ACAACUUAUUGCUAUAUUUGAGGAGAAGAAAAUAUGGGUGUGAAAGGCAAGUUGAUUGCUUCAAUAGAGAUGAAGUGCGGAGGAGACUUUGUUCAUGAUAUUUUUCACGUUAAUACUCACCAUAUACCCAACAUAAGCCCUACUAAGAUCAACCAUUUUGAGAUUCAUGAAGGUCAAAUCGUAAAGCAUGGUUCGAUCGUUAGCUGGAAAUACAACGAGGAUGAAAAAGAAAAGAUUGUCAAGGAAGUAAUUGAAGCCUUCGAUCAUCAGAAGAAAUCAGUCACUUGGAAAGUGAUUGAAGGAGAUUUGUUAGAGUUGUAUAAUUACUUCACUAUUAUCACAUCCUGCGAAGAUCAAUGGACUACAUGGACAUUUGUGUACGAGAAGAAAACUGAAGACACCCCUGAGCCCCUCGUUUUCAUGGGUUUACUCCUUGAUGUGACCAAAGAUGUAGAUGCCCACCUUCUCAAGAUAUAAAAGAUAUAUAUAUACAUAUACUGUGAGUGUCUGUGUGAUGACUAUUUGGCGAUAUUGGCUAGUUCUAGCGUGUGAAAUAAAUAAUGUCGUGUGAUGUAUGCCAGUCUCCUUCUAUGGAUGUAUUUUCAAUGAUCAGUAUAUGUAAGAUAUUAUGAAAUUUUCAUGUCCGGCUA
Nicotiana attenuata is the source of this 650-nucleotide messenger RNA. Its product is annotated as kirola-like. The transcript is spliced from 2 exons. Gene Ontology annotation, biological process: defense response. The coding region runs from base 34 to 477 and encodes 147 amino acids. The record is from RefSeq and is a predicted model, not a curated record. NCBI's taxonomy places the organism in Eukaryota, Viridiplantae, Streptophyta, Magnoliopsida, Solanales, Solanaceae.